Messenger RNA from Drosophila sulfurigaster albostrigata, 2987 nucleotides. Its product is annotated as M-phase inducer phosphatase. Gene Ontology annotation, biological process: protein dephosphorylation; positive regulation of G2/MI transition of meiotic cell cycle; positive regulation of G2/M transition of mitotic cell cycle. The record is from RefSeq and is a predicted model, not a curated record. Gene Ontology annotation, molecular function: protein tyrosine phosphatase activity. NCBI's taxonomy places the organism in Eukaryota, Metazoa, Arthropoda, Insecta, Diptera, Drosophilidae. Gene Ontology annotation, cellular component: cytoplasm; nucleus.
UCGAUGGUUGAGUUGCUAGAAGAAGGGGAAAUUUUUUGGCUGAGCUACCUGUUGCCUUUACAUUGGCACUGGUUUGUGAUUACGCUCCAAAAACAACAUAAGACUCGUAAGGAUUUCCAUUCUGUGUGUUGUCUGCCUAUGUACAAUAUUUCUAUGCCACUUGUGGCUGAAAUGCAAUUGGGAAUAUGGGAAAUGGAAAAUUGUACAAUACAUAUGCGAGUAAGAGUUUGAGUGCAAUAUGUAUGUAGCUCCGGCUCCCGUUCUCGCCUUUGCUCUUGCUCUUGCUCCCUCUUCUGCUCUCGCUCCUUCGUAUUUGCGCUCCUGCCAACAAACACUCCGUUAUACACAACGUUCUCCUGCUGCUGCUACUCUCACACAAAAGAGCAGCUCAACAGCGACGUCGACGUCGACAGCGGGGGUUGCACUGAGCGGCUUUAAAACCAGCUGCGCUCGGAUCGAGAACCACAUUUGUUUUCUGUUCGUCGUCGUGUCAACAUCUGCGCCUUCGAGCUGCCUUCCCUCGUUCGCUUUCGUUCGUUUCGUACGGUAGUGCAGAAGAGUACAAUUUUGUGUUUGUGCAAAACCAUUGGAUAAAUAUAAAAUACAGCACACAAAGCACUCACUACUACUACAUGCAACAAAAACAACAAUGUUAAAACGGACACAUUAAUGCAAAACUCUCUCAAUCUUAACAAUAUGCAAUAUUAGUUUUUAACAACAUUUAAGUAUUUUACAAAUCAACACCAACAAAUGCAACUACAAAGGACUACACAGUACAAAACUGCAAAAACGAACUAAAAAUAUUUACUAAAUGUGCGUGAAUCAUCAUCAACAAUAAAAACAAACUACGAAAAUUGUGUUUUAGCAAUUUUCUGAAGCUACCAAAAAAGAAAAACAUUUCGUGAACAAAAACAUUCAUUACACAUAACAACAAACAACAUUCAAAAUGCUGUGGGAAACAAUUGCCGAAGAAAACAACUGCACCAUGGAUUGCAAUAUCAGCAAUGCCAACAGCCUGAACAACAACACACAACGUCGUGCUCGUCGUGCGCUCGCCGCUGCUGACGUCAUGGCCAUGGAUGCUGAGGAGGAGCUUUCCUUCUACGACGAUGACAAUGCCUUGGUCCUGCCCCAACAGCGCGCCGUCAGCCCCGAGCUGCUUGGUCUGCUCUCGCCUGAAGGAUCGCCACAGCGUUUCCAAAUUGUGCGACAGCCGAAAAUGCUGUUGCCACAAGCAACAACGACAGCUGCUGCCGCUGCAACUGGAACAACAGCGACGCCAGCGCGCAGUUUUCGUGUAUUCAACAGUCUGUCGUCCAAUGGCAGCAUGGAAUCCUCCAUGGAUGAUGAGUACAUGGAACUGUUCGAAAUGGAAUCCUUUGCGGGCAUUCAACAGCAGCAGCAACAACAACAACAGUUCCCAAGCGGACUCAACUCGCUGAUUAGCGGCCAAAUCAAGGUGACCCCCAAGUCGCCAGUGUCGCUCAACAUGAUGAUGCGUCGUCCAUCCGUGCGUCGAUGCCUCAGCAUGACCGAAACGAACAGCAAUCAGCUGCCUUCACCACAACAACAGCAACCAAAGACGCCAGAGACUGUCAGGGAUUGCUUCAAGCGUCCCGAUCCACCUGCAUCGACCAGCUGCUCGCCCAUCCAAAGCAAGCGUCAUCGUUGCGUCGAAAAGGAGAACUGCCCCACACCUCCCUCCACCUCCAGCAGCACAACAACAGCGACGACAACGACGUUGACGCAUCCGCCUCCAUUGCGCAAAUGCAUGUCGCUCAACGAUGCUGAGAUUAUGUCGGCGCUGGCACGCUCCGAGAAUCGCAACGAACCCGAACUGAUCGGUGACUUUAGCAAAACGUAUGCGCUGCCCCUGAUGGAGGGUCGUCAUCGGGAUCUGAAGAGCAUCUCCAGCGAAACGGUGGCACGUCUCCUCAAUGGCGAUUUCGAACAGCAGGUGGCCAGCUAUCGCAUCAUCGACUGUCGUUACCCAUACGAGUUCGAAGGUGGACACAUUCGUGGCGCCAAGAAUCUGUACACACACGAACAGAUCCUCGAGGAGUUCCUGAGUGCGCAGCAGACUGAGCUGCAGCAGCAGCAAAACGCCGAUGCCGGCAACAAGCGCAACAUUAUCAUCUUCCACUGUGAAUUCUCCUCGGAGCGUGGCCCCAAAAUGUCGCGUUUCCUGCGCAAUCUCGAUCGGGAGCGCAACACCAACGCGUAUCCUGCCCUGCACUAUCCAGAGAUCUAUCUGCUGCACAAUGGCUACAAAGAGUUCUACGAGACGCAGGCGGAGAUGUGCCAACCGAAUGCGUACCGCCCCAUGUUGGAGCCGGCCUACAAUGAGGCGUAUCGUCAUUUCCGCGCCAAGUCCAAGUCGUGGAAUGGCGAUGGUGGCGGUGCCACAACGGGUCGCUUCAAGAAAUCCCGUUCCCGUCUGAUGUUGUAAAUACUAUUUUGCAACAAACAACACCAACAACAACAACACAUUGUACAUAGCGACACACGAUUGCAUAUUUAUUUUCAUUGAAAACACACACAUUUUAAGUUGAUUUUGUUGAUUUUCGUUUGUUAAUUCAAUAGCGUUUAAGUUUUAUCUCUACCAACACACACACACACACACACACAUUACACCCCGGACACACACACACACUCAUACAAGACAUAGAACAGGCAGAUAAGGACAACAAUAAUUUUUUUGUAUAUGUAUGUAUUUUUAUUAGUUAUUUUGGUCAAAUUUUUAUUAUUGUUUUUAAUUGACAUUUUUGUGUUAGUUCAAUUUAUUUAGACAUUUAGAUCGAAUUUUAACGUAACAAACAAACAAAAAAUGUGCAUUAUAAUCUAAACGAACAAAUUUUAGGAUCCCCUCUGCCCCCGACAACAGACCCCUUAUGCAUAGUUGAUAAGCAGAAACUCUCAAAAAAGGCUAAAACAAAAAAAAACAUACAAAAAAACAAAAUCACAAUCAUUUUACACAAAAACAAAAA